AUGACGAUGUGGAUGUCCAGUCGACUAGAAGUUGAGAUAGUGGACGCGGUGGAUCUGCUGAGCAUGCAGAUGGCGUGCGAGGUGUUCGAGCAGCACGCUCUGAAGCAGAACGAGCAGCUGCUGGACAUCGCGCAGCUGGUCACCUGUCUGACCAGCCUGUACCAGCGGCUGGAGCAGAGCCACUCUCACCUGGUCAACGUCCCGCUGUGUGUGGACAUGUGCCUCAACUGGCUGCUCAACGUCUACGACACUGGUCGCACCGGAAAGAUCCGAACCCUGUCGUUCAAGACUGGAAUCAUCUCACUCUGCAAGGCUCACCUGGAGGAUAAAUACAGAUUCUUGUUCAGGCAGGUUGCCAGUGCGACAGGUUUCUGUGACCAGCGGCGCCUGGGCCUCCUCCUCCACGACUCCAUCCAGAUCCCCCGGCAGCUCGGAGAGGUCGCCUCCUUCGGCGGCUCCAACAUCGAGCCCUCCGUCCGCAGCUGCUUCCAGUUUGCCAACAACAAGCCGGAGCUGGAAGCGGCCAUGUUCCUGGACUGGAUGCGCCUGGAGCCUCAGUCCAUGGUGUGGUUACCCGUCCUGCAUCGCGUGGCCGCUGCAGAGACCGCCAAGCACCAGGCCAAGUGUAACAUCUGCAAGGAGUGUCCCAUCAUCGGGUUCAGAUAUCGGAGUCUGAAGCAUUUCAACUAUGACAUUUGCCAAAGCUGCUUCUUCUCCGGUCGCGUCGCCAAGGGACAUAAGAUGCAGUACCCCAUGGUGGAGUACUGCACUCCGACUACGUCAGGGGAGGAUGUCAGGGAUUUUGCCAAGGUGCUGAAGAACAAGUUCAGGACCAAGCGCUACUUCGCCAAACACCCCCGCAUGGGCUACCUGCCCGUGCAGACCAUCCUGGAGGGGGACAACAUGGAAACUCCUGUUACCCUGAUCAACUUCUGGCCUGUAGACCAUGCGCCUGGAUCGUCCCCUCAGCUCUCUCACGACGACACACACACUCGGAUCGAGCACUACGCCAACCGGUUAGCAGAAAUGGAGAAUCGUAAUGGCUCUUAUCUGAAUGACAGUAUCUCACCCAAUGAGAGCAUCGAUGACGAGCACAUGUUGAUCCAGCACUACUGCCAAUCCCUGAACCAAGGCUCUCCCCUCAGCCAGCCCCGCAGCCCCGCCCAGAUCCUCAUCUCCAUGGAGACGGAGGAGAAGGGGGAGCUGGAGAGGGUACUCAAUGACCUGGAGCAGGAGAACAUGAAGCUGCAGUCGGAGUACGACCGUCUGAAGAAGGCCCACGACAGGAAGGGCCUGUCCCCGCUGCCGUCGCCCCCGGAGAUGAUGCCGGCGUCGCCGCAGAGCGUCCGCGACGCCGAGCUCAUCGCAGAGGCCAAACUGCUGCGUCAGCACAAAGGACGCCUGGAGGCCCGCAUGCAGAUCCUGGAGGAUCACAACAAACAGCUGGAGUCACAACUACACCGCCUCAGGCAGCUGCUGGAGCAGACGGACUCCAAGGUGAACGGUACCGCCCUCUCUUCCCCCUCCACCUCCUCGCAGCGCUCCGACUCGUCCCUCCCCCUGCUGCGUGUGGCCGCCAGCCAGACUAAUGACACCAUGGGUGAUGACGAACUGUCCAGCCCUUCCCAGGAUGCAUCUGGUCUGGAGGAAGUCAUGGAGCAGCUCAACAAUUCGUUUCCUCAUAGCCAUGGAGGAAGAAGGGGAUACCCGUGAGAGGUUAGUCGCUCACCUUCCUCCAUCUCCACCUCCUCAU
This is a messenger RNA of Notothenia coriiceps (black rockcod), 1753 nucleotides long. RefSeq names its product dystrophin. Gene Ontology annotation, molecular function: zinc ion binding. The transcript is spliced from 15 exons. The coding region runs from base 1 to 1713 and encodes 570 amino acids. The record is from RefSeq and is a predicted model, not a curated record. Lineage: Eukaryota; Metazoa; Chordata; Actinopteri; Perciformes; Nototheniidae. Gene Ontology annotation, biological process: neuron development; synaptic signaling; muscle cell development. Gene Ontology annotation, cellular component: sarcolemma.